Molecule: messenger RNA, 2041 nt
Organism: Polistes dominula (European paper wasp)
Lineage: Eukaryota; Metazoa; Arthropoda; Insecta; Hymenoptera; Vespidae
Biological process (GO): positive regulation of transcription by RNA polymerase II; cell fate commitment; negative regulation of transcription by RNA polymerase II
Cellular component (GO): nucleus
Molecular function (GO): RNA polymerase II cis-regulatory region sequence-specific DNA binding; DNA-binding transcription factor activity, RNA polymerase II-specific; zinc ion binding
Source: RefSeq, a predicted model, not a curated record
AUAAAGAAAAAAAAAAAAAAAAAAAAAAAACUAAAAGACAAGUUUCAUGAUGGAUAUGAGCAGCGAGUCUAGUGCAGCAAGAUGGUACGAACCACCCCGAACGUCCCUGGAGCCGCCCUCGGCGGCAGCCGCUGGGGUGGCCGGAGUCGUUGGCAAUCCCACCGACUACAGGGGUUACUACCCCCAUGCCGGACCUACCCCCCACCACCCUGCCGCCGCGGCGGCGGCGCACUACGCCCACACGAGAAUGUCGAGUAGCGGUGUGACAAGCGGUCCAGUAAGUCAAGUUUGUCGGCCGCACUUUCACAGCACGGUAUUACAUCCGUGGUUGUCCGGUAGCGGGGCGGAUACCUCUAAAACGCCAUGGGGUUUUCCAACGACAACGGCAUCGACCGGUGGUACAGUAAACGACGACAAACCACAGAGUCCAUUGGGUUCAUCUUUACCACCCACAACGGGUAGUUUAUCGAGUCACGGGGCUGGCGGCGGGGGUACGCACCAUCUGUUUUCUUUUCCCCCAACGCCGCCGAAGGAUGCUACGCCCGAUAGUAUAACCGCGAGUACGACGUCUAGUUCUAAUAACAAUGCGACAAACAACAGCGGUAGCGGGAGCAACAACAAUAACAACGGUAGCGGAGCGAACUCUUUGGGAGGAUUGGGUGGUGGAGGUAACAGCGAGUACCAAGCAGCCGUGGCCCAUGCAGCGGUUAUGGGUGCGUUUAUGCAUCAUCAGGAUGCGCUGGGAGCCGGCGGGGCGGGUAGUUGCGACGUUAAACCUACGGUUAUGUUGGGUCAUCAUCAUGGUGGUGCACCAUCGCCGCCACAUCAACAGCACGGAGGGAACGCGGGGAACAACGGUGGUGGUAGCAGUAACAACACGGCGGCCAGUUCGGGACAGGUGAAACAACGCGAAGGUAAUAACCAAUCGGGAAGUGGUCAACAACAAGCGAAUGGCUCUCAACAGCAACAGCAACAACAGCAAGCGGCACAGCAGCAGCAGCAGCAGCAACAGGACGCGUAUCAAAAUAACAACGGGGCCAGCUCGCCCUGCGGAAGGGACAGCUAUGCCGCCGCCGCCGCUGCGGCCUCGGCGGCACAAUAUGACCAGGCGACGAGUGCCUACAACAUGUAUCAACAUUUGCAGUACCCCAACGCUGCCCACCACCAUCACCAUCAUCAUCAUCAUCAUUUGAAUGGUGGUGGGGGUGCUGGGGGAGGCGGCGGCUCCGGCGGCACGGCCACGUCCUCCUCCUCGUCGUCCUCCGCGUCGUCCCACAAUCCGCAUAACAACAACAACAACAACAAUAACAACAACAACAGCAACAACAACGGCAACUCCGGGAACUCGGGGACGACGGUCGGCGCUCUUUUCGCCGCGGCGGCGCAUCACGGCGCCGGUGGUAACCCUAAUUCUGGUGUACCCGGUGUCGUGAGCCCUGCCGAUUCGAAGCUACUUUCGGCUCACGCGAGCAACGCGCAUUCCAACAAUCCGGGCUCGCCCGGCGCGCAUCAGCAUCAUCAGCAAAAGCCCAGGAACAAGUCGAGAACGUCCGCCGAGGGUCGUGAGUGCGUUAAUUGCGGUGCAACAUCGACACCUUUGUGGAGACGAGAUGGUACUGGACAUUACCUCUGCAAUGCUUGUGGUCUUUACUACAAAAUGAAUGGACAAAAUCGACCACUAAUCAAACCUAAACGACGCCUUUCGCUGCAGAGUGCGGCGAGACGGGCGGGCACCAGCUGCGCAAACUGCAAAACCGGAACGACGACACUUUGGCGAAGGAAUCAAGCCGGUGAACCAGUAUGCAACGCAUGCGGUCUCUACUACAAACUGCAUAAUGUUAAUCGGCCAUUGACGAUGAAGAAGGAAGGAAUACAAACGAGGAAUAGAAAACUAUCGUCAAAGAGUAAGAAGAAGAAGGCAGGUAGUUGUCUAGGAUUGGGUGGUGUCAUGGGUGAUGUCAUGAUCAAAGCUGGUGGACACAUUGAUCUUGACAACAAACCUUUCCAUUCAGGAUUUGGAUCACCUAUGGGUAAGCAUUAA